Molecule: messenger RNA, 822 nt
Organism: Caenorhabditis bovis
Lineage: Eukaryota; Metazoa; Nematoda; Chromadorea; Rhabditida; Rhabditidae
Source: the annotation of a GenBank genome assembly
AUGCCACCUCGUUCAACAAUUGCCAUCCCACGAAGACGCGCUCCGCGAUACAAUCGUCAUGGCAACUACACGAAAAGGCAACUCGUUGUGGCUGCCGCUGCGCAGUCUCCGCCCAUAGUUGAAGCUCGCAGAGUGGCAGCAGUUCAAUCCGCACCUUCAUCCUCUUCACCUCCGGCAAUGAGUCAACGACGCAAUUCGUUCGAGGCUUUCGCUUCUCUUGAUGCAGCCAUUGCUGGAAUGGUGGACACGGUUCAUCAAAUGGCUCAGAUUAUGCAAAAUGUCCCAGGAGGAGCUCCGUGCCCGUCGACUUCGUCUAUUGAGCAGGCAGUUUUUCUCUCACAAACAUUUGACGCUGUACAGCCUCUAAUGGCGCGACUACAAGAGGAUGUUGCAAUGGGAAUGCAGCUUUUCGGCACGCCAGAAUUACCAUCUCGCGAGCUUCUCGUUGGCGCAGCCGCUCGUCUUGAAAAUUACGGCGAAAAUCUUCUCACGAAAUUUACAAACGACACAAUGCCGACAUCUUGGGUGGACAUGAAUCGAAGAUGGAAGGUCUUCUCGUUGUGCGAUAGACAUGUAAUGGGUUAUAUGCGAAUGCUGACCGCCCAAUCUCCGACGAGUCUGCCAAUAUUUCCCGCACGUCUACACACUGGCAACACCUAUGUGCUGCUCGGCGAGCAUGGAGCAUAUUUCAUUGGCGAAGAAUUUCUCUGCAGAGCACCAAUCCCGACACCGGGUGCCGGUCAUCAGAAUGUGAAUGCUGUUCAUCAAAAUGAAGGACUUUGGCAAGAAGCCUCAGACACCGACGAUGAGGAAAGUGACUAA